Molecule: messenger RNA, 1336 nt
Organism: Patiria miniata (bat star)
Lineage: Eukaryota; Metazoa; Echinodermata; Asteroidea; Valvatida; Asterinidae
Product: G-protein coupled receptor 84-like
Exons: 1
Coding region: 160-1320 (386 amino acids)
Biological process (GO): G protein-coupled receptor signaling pathway
Cellular component (GO): membrane
Molecular function (GO): G protein-coupled receptor activity
Source: RefSeq, a predicted model, not a curated record
ACAUUUCAACGCAAUUCAAUAUCGUUGAAAGGUGGUUAACGAUGUUCAAUUAACUAAUCUUGUCAACAGAGCAACUCGCGUUAUACGUAUUGCCAGAUACACUAUUUUAAUGUACUCAGUGGCCACCGUACCUGCGAAAUAACUUGCUGAUUUGUUAUCAUGGAGAAUUUUCCAGUGGAGUACCCAGUUCUGUAUUAUGUUGAUGCUGUAUGGUUGGGCCUGGUUUCCAUUGCUGGUGUGAUUGGUAAUUUGUUGGCACUCUGUGCCGUGGCCACAACCCCGUCUCUUCGUACGUCCACCCAGCUUCACAUCACCAUCCUGGCUGCCGUAGAUUUCGUCGUGACGGCGGUGAUCGUGCCAUGUCGCAUUGCUACGGAGUACUUCUCGGGCCAGUGGCCUCGCCACGUGCCUUGGUGUCACUUCUUGGCCUAUCUUGCCAUCUUCUUCAUUGGCUUCUCGCUGCAACAGCUGACGUUCCUGGCACAGAUCCGCUACCUGCGAGUGACCAAAUCCGAUGCCGUGUACCGGAGAUUUACCUCCAAGCCUGCAGUAAUCGGCCUGCAAGUCUACGCCGUGUGCGGCACCUGUAUUGUGGGACUUCUCCCUCUGUAUUCCGACUUCGGUUCCGUCGGUUACAGUUCGAAGGUUCACUUUUGCAUAUUUACGGGACGUAACCAGCAACUGCUGGCUAUCCUGUCCAUUGUUUCGGCUCUGGGCAUGAUACCCAUGUUCUAUGGACUUACUUUCUUACACGUUCGCGCACACCGGAGACGAGUCGGUAACUGGAGAGGGCUGGGUGGUGGGAGUAUCCAACCGGAGAACACCGAGUUUCAAAGUGAUGGAAUGGCUUUGUCGGUAAUCACAACAGGACAAGCUACCGAAACACUUACGACCUGUCAACAUGAAAGCACCACAAGAGGCAACAACAGCUCAGGAGACCAAAGGCAUUUGACAGACAAAAUGACGAUAGAAAUACCAGCCACAGUCAAUUCAGCUGCCGAAGCACCAGUGAGCCGACCGGUACCGGCACCCAAGAACGCAGCUCGCGUUCGCCCCAAGAAAGGACCGACGAAGGAGAGCGUGAAAAUCACCAGGAAUCUACUGUUGAUAUUCUGUGCCUACAUUUGCUGCUGGCUGCCUUGGUGUAUCCUGAGUCUAAUUGAACCCUACGUCGAUGCCCCAGUAUCGGUUCACCAUGUGCUGAUCAAUAUGCUGUGGACAAAUAGCUGUAUCAAUCCGUACUUGUACGCCUCCAUGAGCCGGAAUUACAGAAAAGCCUUCAGAAAAUGCCUGGCAGUCAAUCGUCUUUUCAAUCGAUGAGAAGCCUUAAGAUAAA